AUGUCGAGUUUCAUACCCUCAGAUUACAAAGCCCUUGAUCUCUCUGGAGAUAAUUAUCUUGAUUGGGCUAUAAACACUUCAGCCGUCUUGAAGUCUAGAGGACUUGGGAAGUGCAUCAAGUAUGGCAAUGACACCCUUGCGUGUGAAAGACACAGAGCCAUAAUGAUUAUGCGACACCAUCUCUGUGAGGACCUAAGAGACGAGUUUGGAUAUGUUAAUGAUCCUCAUAAUCUCUGGUCAUUUUUGAAUUCUAGAUUCUGUGAGCCAUUGUUGCACGAAUCCAAGAAAAAAUGGGAAGCUCUAAGGUUCCAGGAUUAUGAAUCCGUGGACAAUUAUCACUCUGAUCUUAUGAGAAUCACCUAUAGUCUUAGACUAUGUGGUGAAUUGGUAACAAACGAGGAUUUGUUAAACAAAACUCGUGACAAAUUCCAUUCAGAGGAAGUGUUGUUAUCACAUCAGGCCAAAGGUUUCACCACCUAUUAUGACCUGUUCUCAUAUUUAUUAGACAUUGAGCAAAAGAAGCAGAAAAGGAUGGAUAACAUCAGACGGUUUAAUGACAUCAUAAAGAUAUAUUAUGAAGUACUAGAUAGUGAGAGGAAAAUCCCUGAAGCUAAUAAAGCCACAUUUGAUAAGAAGAGAUAUGAGGAGGAUUCCGAGUGGACACUCAUGGACCAUGAGGUCAGAUUAUACAUUGAAUAA
Molecule: messenger RNA, 699 nt
Organism: Brassica oleracea var. oleracea
Lineage: Eukaryota; Viridiplantae; Streptophyta; Magnoliopsida; Brassicales; Brassicaceae
Exons: 1
Coding region: 1-699 (232 amino acids)
Source: RefSeq, a predicted model, not a curated record